Molecule: messenger RNA, 4190 nt
Organism: Hypomesus transpacificus
Lineage: Eukaryota; Metazoa; Chordata; Actinopteri; Osmeriformes; Osmeridae
Gene: tp73
Product: tumor protein p73
Exons: 14
Coding region: 79-2124 (681 amino acids)
Biological process (GO): protein tetramerization; apoptotic process; regulation of transcription by RNA polymerase II
Cellular component (GO): nucleus
Molecular function (GO): DNA-binding transcription factor activity, RNA polymerase II-specific; RNA polymerase II cis-regulatory region sequence-specific DNA binding; protein binding
Source: RefSeq, a predicted model, not a curated record
GGAAGAACACCAGACUUGAUACCUGCCCUGGGCCCAACAUCAAUCACAGAUAACUGCAACAAAACAGAUUUAGGCAACAUGAAGGACUGGCGCUGGUUACCUCUACAAAGAGUGAUCUACCCUUCGGUGGAUUACCCUUCUGUUAAGAUGUCCCAGUCAACCACUGCUGACGAGGGAAGCUCGUUUGAGCACCUGUGGAGCAGCUUGGAACCAGACAGCACCUACUUUGAACUCCCCCCUGGUAGUCACCCAGGGGACCGCUCGGCCCCCUCCACCAGUGUGCCCAACAACCGCUCGGAGGUCUGCAUGGACGUCUACCAUAUGAGGGACAUGAACGACAAUGUCAUGUCCCAGUACAACCUGCUGAGCAGCAGCAUGGAGGCCAGUCUGGGGAGCCGCGCGGCGUCCACCAGUCCCUACAGCUCAGAGAACACCUCAGCUGUGCCCACUCCCUCGCCCUACUCGCAGCCCAACUCCACCUUCGACGGCAUGUCACCGGCGCCCGCCAUCCCCUCCAACACCGACUAUCCGGGGCCUCACACCUUCGAGGUGACCUUUCAGCAGUCCAGCACCGCUAAGUCGGCCACCUGGACGUACUCUCCACUGUUGAAGAAGCUCUACUGUCAGAUUGCCAAGACCUGUCCAAUCCAGGUCAAGCUGUCUUCCACACCACCGCAUGGCAGUGUUAUCCGGGCCAUGCCUGUCUACAAGAAAGCAGAGCAUGUCACCGAGGUGGUCAAACGCUGCCCCAAUCAUGAACUAGGACGUGACUUCAAUGAUGGCCAGGUUGCCCCAGCCAGCCACCUGAUAAGGGUAGAGGGGAACAACCUAUCCCAGUAUGUGGAUGAUGCAAUCACAGGCAGGCAGAGUGUCAUGGUUCCCUAUGAGUCCCCACAGGUGGGGACUGAGUUUACCACCAUCCUGUACAACUUCAUGUGCAACAGCAGUUGUGUUGGCGGAAUGAACAGAAGACCCAUCCUCAUUAUCAUCACCUUGGAAACAAGAGAUGGUCAGGUCCUGGGACGAAGGUCGUUUGAAGGUCGAAUAUGUGCUUGUCCAGGACGAGACCGCAAAGCGGACGAGGACCAUUUCAGAGAGCAGCAAGCCCUGAACGAGAAUGUAGCAAAGAACGGAAACAACAACAAGCGCAAUUUCAAACAGGCCGCUCCAAACAUUCCUAAUCCAAACAUCAACAUGAAAAAGAGGCGGCAUGGAGAAGAGGAGGUUUAUUAUAUUCCUGUUCGUGGCAGAGAGAACUUUGAUCUCCUAAUGAAGAUCAAGGACAGUCUAGAGCUAGUGGAGCUCGUACCACAACAGCUUGUGGAUUCCUACAGACAACAGCAGCAGCAGAUGCUCCAAAGACAGAGCCAUGUAGCAUCUCCCUCCUCCUAUGGCUCUCCUCUGUCCAACAUGAACAAGCUGCAUGUCCAUGGAGGCAUCAGCAAACUGCCCUCUGUCAACCAACUAGUGGGACACCAGUCUCAGCAGAGUUCUGUACCCUCCCCCAACAUGACCCAUAUGGGUCCCAACAUGCUCAACAGUCACCACAUGCAGACCAACGGUGAUAUGAAUGGCGGACACAGCGGCCAAUCCAUGGUGUCUACAUCGCACUGCACCCCUCCCCCUCCGUAUAACCCUGACCCCAGCCUUGUCAGUUUUCUAACCAGUCUGGGUUGCCAGAAUUGCAUUGAUUACUUCACCUCCCAAGGCCUCCAGAGUAUCUACCACCUUCAAACUCUGUCCAUUGAGGACCUGGGUGCUCUGAAGAUCCCUGAGCAGUUCCGUCUGGCCAUCUGGCGAGGCCUGCAAGAAAUGAAACAAGGUGGUCCCCCCCAUCACCACGACUAUCACGGCCAGCAGCUCAUUCGCUCAAGCAGCAACAUGUCCGCAGCUGCUACUGCCAUGGCGAUCGGCAGCGGUGGCGAACUCCAGCGACAACGCGUCAUGGAGGCUGUGCACUUUCGUGUGCGGCACACCAUCACCAUUCCCAACCGGCCCGGCACCGGCCCCCCUGCAGUGGCAGCCGCUGAUGAGUGGCCCGACUUCGGCUUCGACAUGCCCGACUGUAAAGUAUCACGAAAGCACUCCAUCAAAGAGGAGUUCAUGGAGAGAGAUCUCCACUGAGAGAAAUCCAGUGAAUGAGAAAUUCAUGGACAAAAUAGUUGGGCAUGAGUUUGAAAUGUUAAUACUUUGCUGUGGCUGAGGUAUUUUUAUUUCCCAUUUUUAUGGAGGGACAUAGUUGUACAUUUAUGCAGUUCUCUGGAUGUGUCUAUUGUACUUGAACUAUCAAGCAGUGAUGUUCCAAGAUGUUACAUGUAUCCAAUAAAUUUGUGAACAAAGGGACACUAAAUUGUGACAUAAUGACAUUGCAUUGGGAAAGAUUUUUUAUAAUCACAAUCCUGGAAACUUUUUUGAUGCAAUGAAACUGUUGAAAAGUAGUUAAAAUCAACAAAGAUUAUGGGCUACUAUGGAAAAUAUGUAUUUACCCCAUUUCCAAAGUAGGUCAGCAAGGAGUGUAAAUUAUUUUGGUGAAAUCAUCAAUAAGCAGAUGCUUAUGGCCAUACUUGGGUGGAUACAAAAAUAUAGCUACCACUAUGUGACCGUGUGCCCAAUUAGAUCUUAGUUUACUUAUUUAUUGUUUUCACUGUUGUAAUUGUAAAUAUAUGUACAUUCUGUAAAAUCUACAUUACAUUUGUGGUCAAGCUGAAACCACUUAUAUUGUGUUUUUAGAUUGUUAUGGCGUCAUUAUCUGAUGACACCAUAAAAUUGAGCUAUAGAUAUAAAACUGAAAACAAGCAAGUAACAUGGUACCAGUAUAUAACAUAUGUUUGGUUAGAGCACUUACAUAAAGUCUCUGUGCCUAGUUAUCUUUUCAACACAAAAUAAUUGUGUGGAACUAAUCUCCCUAGUGUAUUAAAAGUCUCAUUGGAUAAAAUGCCACCUGAAUUGUAUACAUAUUGUAGGUACAUUUACGUCCCAUGUAAUUUUUUAUUAAAUUGUUUGCGGAAGUUGUGCGAUAACCCAAAAAACAGUAUUACAGAUACAAAAGAUUGGACCGUUGGACUCUGAUCCUACAAGAUGUUAAGAUAUUAGUCCCUGUCCCUGUAUAGUCCCUGUAUAGAAUUGCUUUUUUGACCCAAUGUUAACCUUGUAAUUUCAAAAGAGGUACAUUUUGUGUUGAGUAGUAAGGAUUAAUCAAGAGAACAUGAGAAAGACAGUCAGACAAAACUCAGAAAUAGAUCAAUAAUAUGUUUUAUGUUAUGGAUUGUGUUACAUGACAUCCAUUAGGAACAGUUAUAAUAACAAAGUACUUUUAAAUUGAACCCAGUUUAUUUUUUACUGGUUUUGACAAUGCCCUUUUAGAAAUUUGGGGAAUCAAAUAAUCCCAGAAUUUACUUUCUAACCCAUGAAAAUGAUAGCCUUAUCUCUUUGUUUUAUUUUAUUAUGAGUCUUGCAGGUCAAGCUCUUCCUUUUGAUUACAGUUUGUUUUGUUCACAGCCAUAUGUGUAUCCUACAAAUCCUGUAUUUCCUUGCACUUGUCUUUGUUAAUUGAUUCAAUGGUGUUUUUGACAUAGAAUUGGAACAUUGCUUAUCUCUGUGUUCAACUGUUCCUAAAUGGUAGUUAGAGGAGCUUUGGCUCUGAGAUGUGCAGACAACCUAAAUGUGACUUUUAAAUGAAUAUUGGACAGUACAUACUGCUCCACAUAGCUCAGUUUAAUAGUUGUAUCUCAAUUGUAACACCAUGUGAGAUGAGGCACUCCUAUUCAGCUCGAAAGCAAAUUUAAAAAUGAUGUAAUUUUAUCUGUAGAAUUUUUUUUUGCUUGGCUACUUGAUACAUUUGUAAAUAAUCCACUUAGACAGCACCAAACACAAUAUAAUACACAGCCACAGGGACCGUCUCUUACACAGAACUGGAAAGAAAAUAAAGUGCUUACUGCUUUACAGAGACACAGAAUAAUUUCAAGUUAUAUGUGCUUAUAAUCAGUGUUAUCCCAUAUACAUUUGUAAAUAGUAGUGUGUCAUUUUGUUAGGACAUUUCCUGUUGAUGUUUCUUUUUAAAUACAAGAUGUACUAAUGUUCUAAAGUAAUAGUGUUCAUAUCAGUGUCAUGUUCCUGUUUGAGGUUGUACAUGUAAAGUUUUCUUCUUCUUGUAAAUCAUUAAUAUUAAAAAGUGUUUCUUUACAGAAGUA